GGUGCUGUUGGUUGUGUGCGCUAUUCUUCCCGCCCGGCUACCCUACAAAUACAAUUCGUCUCCGGCUUAUUUCCCCCCUUGUCCCUCUAGCUGUUUGCUCUUGGCAUCUGCUCUAUUGGGAUAUCCGUCCUCCGCUCUCACUUGGCUCAAUUUUCUUGCUCCUCUUCUCUCGACUCUCCCUCCCGGUGUAUACCCACAAGUUUCUUCGACGCGUCUAUUACCAUUUCGAGCUCGCGAUGGCGCAAGAAAAGGCAGCCAACGAUGUUGGCGAGCCUCCUGUUCGCACGAAAAUACCAUACUGGCGCAUAGUCACCGACCAAGCAGGGAUAACACAGGAAGUAGCCGACUAUCGAUAUCCCGGUUCCGGUACAGAGGCAGACCCAUUCUUGGUGCAAUGGAUUCCCAACGAUCCUAGAAAUCCAAUGCUCUUUAGCAAAGCGACGAAAUGGUUCAUCACAUUCAUGGUGUCGUUGACCACUUUAGCAGUAGCACUGCUCUCGUCAGCCUACACAGGCGGUAUACGCCAAAUUAUAAUCGAAUUCGGCAUCUCGCAAGAAGUCGCAACCCUAGGCGUUUCCCUUUUCGUUCUCGGAUUUGCCAUUGGGCCGUUGCUAUGGGCACCGCUGAGUGAACUCUUCGGACGCCAGUCGCUCUUCUUCGGCACGUAUGCCAUUCUGACGGCAUUCAACGCCGGCUGCGCCGGCGCCAACUCGGCCACGACCCUCAUUGUCCUCCGCUUCUUCGCCGGCGCCUUUGGCUCGUCUCCACUCGCCAACUCGGGCGGUGUCAUCGCCGACAUGUUCCCGGCCGCCGACAGAGGCUUGGCGAUGGCGUUGUUCGCGGCCGCGCCGUUCCUAGGGCCUGUUCUGGGACCGAUCAUCGGUGGAUUUCUCGGGGCCGCGGCGGGCUGGCGUUGGGUCAUGGGUUUCUUGGCUGCGUUUUCUGGGACCCUUUGGCUUCUGGGUACAGCCCUUGUACCGGAGACCUACGCGCCGUAUCUGCUUCGGCAGCGAGCUGCGAAGCUCUCCAAGAUGACUGGCAAGGUCUAUGUCAGCAAGAUUGAACACGAGCAGGGCAAGAUCAGCUUGUCAGAGUCGUUCAAGACAGCCUUGUCGAGACCGUGGAUUCUGCUGUUCCGUGAGCCCAUCGUUUUGCUUCUGUCGCUUUACAUGGCCAUCAUUUACGGAACUCUCUACAUGUUAUUUGCGGCGUUCCCCAUCGUCUAUCAACAAGAACGAGGAUGGUCACAGGGCAUUGGUGGACUUGCCUUCCUUGGUAUCAUGGUGGGCAUGAUUUUCGCCAUUAUUUACACACUACCCGAGAACGGCCGGUAUAAGCGAGUACAGGAGAGGAACGGCGGAUUUGCUCCCCCGGAAACCCGUCUCCCAUCAGCCAUGGUUGGAGGCGUGGCGAUUCCCAUCGGUCUGUUCUGGUUUGCUUGGACCAACAACUCCGACAUCCACUGGAUGGUGAGCAUCGCCGCUGGCGUCCCGUUUGGAUUCGGAAUGGUGUUGCUGUUUUUGAGCGUCAUGAACUACCUCAUCGACGCCUACACCAUCUUCGCGGCAAGUGUGCUCGCUGCAAACUCCGUCAUCCGUAGCUGCUUCGGCGCAGCGUUCCCCUUGUUCACGACGUACAUGUACAAGGAUCUCGGGACGAACUGGGCAUCGUCGAUUCCCGCAUUCCUGGCACUUGCUUGCGUUCCGUUCCCGUUUUUGUUUUACAAAUACGGUUCGAAGAUCAGAGCCCGCUGCAAGUUUGCUGCACAAUCGGAGGCUUUCAUGGCGCGAUUGCGGGAGGAAGAUACCCCGUCUUCGGACAAGGAGCCGGAAGUGAGCGGCGAACAGGAAGCAUUGGCGAGCGAUACUGUCGACUCGGAAGCAUCAUCUUCCGACGAUCGGUCGUCCAUGCACCGCCAGAGCACGCAUCACACACGACGGACGAUGAGCCUGGCCUCGACGCGCCGAAAGUCUUACGAUGGAAACCCGUACGAUAUUGACAGAGUCAAUACGAGAGAGUCUUUCGCUACGAAGCAUAAGUAAUGGAGGGGCUUGAUACCUGUUAGAGUCACGGAUCAGAUGUCGAAGAAUGAUUGAGGAAUGAUACCCGUUGAAGGAUGGACAGGCGAUCCUGCCUCCAUGUUCUAUGUAUGCAUACAGCUGUUGUCAUUGAUUAUUCCAGCCCAAGGGCCAGGUGGAACAUUGAUCUUCAGCCAUAUUAGAGUUUACACUUGUUGCUUCCCCGAAUAGCCUAAUAAGCAUCUAAAACUAU
Molecule: messenger RNA, 2271 nt
Organism: Colletotrichum godetiae
Lineage: Eukaryota; Fungi; Ascomycota; Sordariomycetes; Glomerellales; Glomerellaceae
Product: major facilitator superfamily transporter
Exons: 1
Coding region: 237-2042 (601 amino acids)
Biological process (GO): transmembrane transport
Cellular component (GO): plasma membrane
Molecular function (GO): transmembrane transporter activity
Source: RefSeq, a predicted model, not a curated record